Messenger RNA from Radiomyces spectabilis, 1229 nucleotides. RefSeq names its product restriction endonuclease type II-like protein. Gene Ontology annotation, biological process: mitotic recombination; meiotic mismatch repair; nucleotide-excision repair. Gene Ontology annotation, molecular function: single-stranded DNA binding; damaged DNA binding. The transcript is spliced from 2 exons. Lineage: Eukaryota; Fungi; Mucoromycota; Mucoromycetes; Mucorales; Radiomycetaceae. Gene Ontology annotation, cellular component: nucleus; nucleotide-excision repair factor 1 complex; ERCC4-ERCC1 complex. Bases 124 to 1089 code for a protein of 321 amino acids. The record is from RefSeq and is a predicted model, not a curated record.
GCGUGGAUCAAUCUGUUGCACAAUUUUAACAGUGACUGCUUAAAUUUUUGAUCAUUGCCCUUUCAGAGGGCUUCCAAAAGGUGCAAGACCGGAAUGGUUUUCGCCUGAAAAUCCAACGCCCCAAUGUCAGACAAGCCGAAAUUCACGCUGCCUAGUCUGAGUCAGAUUGAGCAAGCACAACAGCAAACCAAACCAACCAUAUUUUGGAAAAGCAAAGAUACAUCCACUGCCAAUGAUUCCGGCAAUGGAUCUUCCACCAUCCAACCGCCGCCGCCGCAGCAGCAGGUCACCGUUACCAAUAUCGCCCCUGCAAUAUCACAGAUACCUUCGUCACCAGCACGGCCAGCGUCAUCAUCGGUUCAUACGCCUAACUCGACCAUAUCUCCUGCACCCGCUCAGCCAGCAACGGCGGCCUCGGACGCGGUGAUUGUAUCAGCGCCUGCCGUGCGAAGAGGCGUAGGCAAUGCAAUCUUGGUGAAUCCCACUCAGCACAAAAAUCCCAUCCUUCGAUACGUUCACAAUGUUCCUUGGGAACCGGAUGAUACCAUCAAGCCAGAUUAUGUCGUCGGUCUAACCACGGGAGUUUUAUAUCUGAGUCUACGUUAUCAUCGACUUUACCCUAAUUACAUUUACGAACGCAUGGCCAAAUUAACUCGUCUCUAUGUGCUCAAAGUGUUACUGGUGCUUGUGGAUAUUGAAAACUACCAUGACACGCUACGUGAAUUGAAUCGUACUGCCAUUUUGCAGGAUUACACACUGAUGCUGGCUUGGAGCCACGAGGAAGCAGCACGAUACCUGGAAACGUACAAAGUAUUUGAGAACAAACCACCGGAUUUGAUUCGUGAACGCAUGGUCGACGAUUACUAUACCAAAAUGACGGAUUGUCUCACCAACGUAAAGAGCGUAAACAAGACGGACGUACUGACUCUGUUGUCCUCUUUCGGCUCGUUCAAAGGCAUCGCCAACGCUUCCACCGAACAAUUGGCCAUGUGUCCAGGUUUCGGUGAACAAAAAGUCAAACGCUUGCAGCAAGCCUUUACGCAGCCCUUCACGAUCCAUCCCUCCAAACGCAAGCGUGUGCAAAAGUAAUCCAUAUACUGUAGAGUGGUUUUCUACACACCUUUGCAAACCCCUUCCACCCCCUUCCUUGUAAAUAGUAUACUAUCUUUGAUCCAUAUUGAGCGCGACUCGCUUCCCGUUGAUAUUUUUAUAAUGAUUUGAACAUUUUC